AUGUCGGAUUCCUCUAAACCCCCUUCAAUCCCCUCUUGGCAACGACAGCCUGCCUCGUCAUCUACGGAUCAAUCCCCGACUCAGUCAGAAUCACCUUCUCCAUCGCCGAGCUCCGACGUUGCGCCCGAAUCCACCUCACGAGAGGACCUCAUCAACCAAGCAGCCCGAUUCCUAGAAGAUGAAUCGAUCCGCGAUUCCUCCACUGAUCGCAAAGUUGCCUUUUUAGAGUCUAAAGGUCUCAACGCCGAAGAAAUCCAACAACUCCUCGGCGUUUCCCGAAACCUGGAGGCGACCAGCGGCAGCGCGAGCACAACCGAGGAUAAGGCCCAGGAGACAUCUGAGACCUCUCCCUCUUCAUCAAUCGUCGCACCAGAAGCUGCAAAUUCAUCUACUGAGACUACAUCAUCACCAUCCCAAGCCUCAUCCCAACAGACCACUAUGUCUCAACCACGCGCAUCCACCGCCACCUCCGCCUCUCCUCUCACAAGACGCGAUGAGCCUCCCAUCAUCACAUACCCCGAAUUCCUCUUCCAGCCAGCCAAGCCUCCACCACUAGUAACCAUGCAAAGUAUUCUCUACACAAUCUACGGCGCAGCAGGGCUUGGCGCUAGUAUCUACGGUGCAAGCCAGUACCUCGUGAAACCGAUGCUAGCGAAUCUCACAAGCGCACGUCAUGAGCUAGCAGAGACAGCACAAACGAAUCUCCAAAAGCUUAACGAGAAGCUCGAGCAAACCGUCUCUGUAAUUCCGGCCCAUCUUACCGCUCUCAAGGGAAAGUCUUCCAACGAAGAUACAGAGGAAGAUAAUGAUAGCGAAAGCAUAGCUUCCGAUCCUACGGAACUCUUCCAUCGCGAUAUCGGGACUCAAACUACACCCGAUGUUUCAUCUUCAUCUACAUCGCUAGAGUCAGCUUCGAAAGAAAGUGAUGCAAAGCCUGCUGAUGCGCCCGUGGUGGCAGUAUCGAACCACAUGAACAGGCUGGAGUCUAUCCAGUCGCAGCUAAAGGAAGUCAAUGAUGUCGAGAAGGAGUCAAGCACCUUGGAUGAUUCUUUACGAACAAGUUUGAAUGACCUGCAUCAUUAUCUUGAUGGCAUUAUUUAUGCCGCGCCGAGCUACGCUACUGGUGCUUCUUACGGACUUUUUUCUGGCGGCGCUAGUUCUGGGACGAAUGGGACCUCAACCGGGGUGCGGAAGUCGGAGGAAGAUGCCAUUGCGAGCUUCAAGGCGGAGAUUCGCGGUGUCAAGGGUGCUUUGUUGAGUGCUAGGAACUUCCCUGCUAGUCGGGGUGGUAGACCUGCAGGAUUUGCGGCUGGAGCUAGAUAA
Messenger RNA from Penicillium malachiteum, 1323 nucleotides. RefSeq names its product peroxisomal membrane protein PEX14. Gene Ontology annotation, molecular function: signaling receptor binding. The transcript has a single exon. Lineage: Eukaryota; Fungi; Ascomycota; Eurotiomycetes; Eurotiales; Aspergillaceae. Gene Ontology annotation, cellular component: peroxisomal importomer complex; peroxisomal membrane. Gene Ontology annotation, biological process: protein import into peroxisome matrix, docking. The record is from RefSeq and is a predicted model, not a curated record. Bases 1 to 1323 code for a protein of 440 amino acids.